UUGGUGCCAACUCUGUGUCGGCGAGUGAAGCAACUGUCACUACUCUAUCAGUUAGUGGGGGUGAGUGUUUCAUUUGCUCUGAUUCACAUGUCAGGUUACGUACAGCGUAAGCACUACGCUGGCAUCUGAUCGGCGGCCCAGCUUUCUCGGUGGUCUCCUUUAGUCAAGCAGCUCCGAAGCAGGAAAGCCGAAAAAAAUGAAAUAUGCGACCCAAAAAUCUCUCAUAAACUACUGACGUAGGUGUUCCUGUGUCGGAUGAUGUUGUACCUGUGCUGCGAGUCUUCUGCCGAAUUCCAAGAUGUUUCUAUCAAAGGAAGAUGUCUCGAAAUUUCCGAACCCACUAUUCGUGGCCUUCGAGGGAGCAAUCAUUGUGCGGCUCCUGCCUCAUGCCACGAGAGCGUUCGUCUACGAUAUCACUUUCCAUCUCAAACACCCGCGACUUCUGGCACUGAACUCAAAGAAGCCCCCACUACACUUCCAUCCUUAUCAGAAGGAGUACAUGCAAGUCUUGGAAGGCGAACUCUUUGUGGAAGUCGAUGGUGUAGAGAUGGCAUUGGCUCCGGAGCACGGUGAGAUCACCGUGCGCCCAUGGCAACAUCAUCGCCUUUAUCCACAUCCAAGCGGCGGUAGGGACACCAUGAGAUUUCUGCUAUCGGCAGACGAUACUCCGGAAUCGUUCAAGAUUGACAACGUCUUUUUCCAAAACUGGUACGCGUACCAAGACGAGGUUGUACUACACAAAGGGGGACAUUUCGACGUGUUGCAAGUCAUGAAUAUGUUCGACGCUGGGGGUUCUUAUCUCUCCUUACCGACCUGGAUGCCUUUCCGAUGUCAAAUAUCAAGAGCUGCUGGAAUAUUACUGGGAAGAUGGAUUGGCGGUCUUGCAGGUUAUCAGCCAUUUCGCGAAGAAUGGACAACAGAAUGGGAGCUUGCAUGCAAAAAAAUGAGCGAAACAUGGACUCUGCGAAGAUUCGCCCACGGCAUACAAUAGAUGUAAUAAACUGCUGUAUCACUUGCAUUGUAUGCCUGAUCAAGCAGUCCGAAUAGCUACAAGCUAGAUACAGAAAUG
Molecule: messenger RNA, 1069 nt
Organism: Pseudovirgaria hyperparasitica
Lineage: Eukaryota; Fungi; Ascomycota; Dothideomycetes; Acrospermales; Acrospermaceae
Exons: 3
Coding region: 299-991 (230 amino acids)
Source: RefSeq, a predicted model, not a curated record